Molecule: messenger RNA, 1470 nt
Organism: Motacilla alba alba
Lineage: Eukaryota; Metazoa; Chordata; Aves; Passeriformes; Motacillidae
Gene: NUDT13
Product: nudix hydrolase 13
Exons: 9
Coding region: 72-1100 (342 amino acids)
Molecular function (GO): metal ion binding; hydrolase activity
Source: RefSeq, a predicted model, not a curated record
CGCUCCGCAGCGCCGGGCCAGCUCCGCUUCCGCACGGCGCGCAGCAGAGACACAAGCUGCAGGUGUUGGCUAUGGCUGCAGUGUAUCAAGCACUGCACAGGAGAGUCUCCUCCCUCGCCUGCAGGUUGCACUCCACCUAUGUGAGAAAAAUGAGAUACUUAAAUCAGUUAAAGGAAGAUGACAGCCUUUGUAGACAAGCUCAGACCUCAGGAACUUUCUACCUCUUUCACAAUCUCUCCCCCUUCCUGCAGAAAGUUGGGAAGAAAUAUUUGGUACCACAGCUCAGUGCAGCAGAGACGAGACAGAUUCUGCAGAAGCUGCAGGAGAACGAGCAGUGGAUGGAGAAGUCGGUGCUGAUCGGAUGUUCGGACGAGCACAGGCCACGCUUCGCGCUGGAUUUAGGAGCCUUGGAUAAAUCAGUCAUUGAGUCAGAACUGCAGGGAUCAUUUACUGACCUACGAAAGGCUCUCUUUGUCGUGGACAGGAAGGAUUCUCCUUUGCUGGCUUCGGCCCAGUCCCUCCUGCGGUGGCACGAUUCCCACCAGUACUGCAGCAAAACUGGGCAGCCCACUGAGAAGAACCCAGCUGGCAGCAAACGUGUCUGCCACGCCAGUGGAGUCACUUACUACCCUCAGGUGUCUCCAGUGGUCAUCACCCUGGUGUCCGACGGGAGCCGGUGCCUCCUGGCCCGACAGCCCUCGUUUCCCCCGGGGAUGUUCACGGCGCUGUCAGGCUUCUGUGACAUGGGUGAGAACGUGGAGGAGGCAGUGCGGCGAGAAGUGGCCGAAGAGGUGGGGCUGGAGGUGGAGUCGCUCCGCUACUCGGCUUCCCAGCACUGGCCCUUCCCCAGCAGCUCCUUAAUGAUUGCCUGCCACGCCCUGGUGGGAGCCCAGCGGGCCGAGAUCAGUAUGGACACCUUGGAACUGGAGGAAGCCCGAUGGUUUGGCCUGGAGGAAAUUGUGGAGGGUCUCAAGAGGGAGCCCAGCUCUUCCAAGCAAGAUGAUGGUAGUGUUUUACCCUGGUUCCCUCCCAAACAGGCCAUUGCUCACCAGCUGAUCCGUGAGUGGCUUCAGCAGCAGCAGACUGCCCACACAGCUUAGGCAGGGCUUCAUCCACUCUGCGAUUCCACCAGAACUGUCAAAGCUCCACAGAAAAGCUUCCAAAGCCCCUGGAGGCAAGGGCUCUGUCACAGUGAGGGCAGCACCACACUGAUGGCACUCAGACACACUGACCUGCAGAGGUCUCUGAACUGACCUGACAGGCCCACGUACAGUGGAUCACCUCUGAGAUCCCAUGGUUUGAAGUAAAUGUACAAUAAAAUUCUUAGUACCAAAGCAUCAAACUUGUUGUGACCAGCUGUCACUGACCCCAUGGUACCAAUGCCCCAUUUUCCUCCAUCUCUUCUGUUCUGGGGUGGGCAUCCAGUGCACCCUUUUCCCCAGAACAAAAAUAAAGGGAGAGUGGCACUUU